CAAAAAUAUGAAUGUGCUGAAAAGCAUAGAAAUCAAAACCAAAUCUCAUUACCAUUUUCUUUCAUACACACAUUUAGAAACCAAUCAAUCAGAAAAAUAAGAAACACAUGGCGGAGGAGAAGAAGAUCCACACGUUAAGGUUCGGAAGUUCCAUUCUAGUUCCUUCCGUUCAAGAGUUAGCCAAACACCCCAUCACCGAAAUUCCACAUCGAUACAUCCGCCCCGAUCUCCUCCACCACUCCCCGAUCGCCUCCGCCGCUUCCCAAAUCCCCGUGAUCGACAUGUCCAACUUCCGCUCUAAUGAUACAAUGGACUCCGAAUUGUCUCGCCUUCACUCCGCCUGUAAAAAUUGGGGAUUCUUUCAGUUGGUGAAGCAUGGAGUGAGCGAUUCAUUGAUGGAGAGAAUGAAGAUGGAAACGCAGAAAUUGUUCCAACUUCCGAUUGAAGAGAAGAAAAAGCUAUGGCAGAGAGAAGGGGAUGUGGAGGGGUUUGGACAAGCUUUCAUUACAAGUGAAGAACAGAAAUUGGAUUGGUGUGAUAUUUUCUUCAUUGCUACAUCGCCUUCACAUUUCAGGAAUCCCCGAUUGUUUCAAAAUCUCCCUCUCUCUUUGAGAGAAACAUUGGAGGAGUACUCGGCGGCGGUGAAGGAUGUGACGACGGCGAUAAUUGGCGGCAUUGAGAAAGCGUUGGGGAUAAAAGAGGGAGAGAUGAGUGAGUUGUUCAAAGACGGUAAUCAAUCGAUGAGAAUAAACUAUUACCCGCGGUGCCCGGAGCCGGAGAAGGUGAUCGGACUGACGCCUCAUUCCGACUCGGUUGGGCUAACGAUUCUGCUCCAAAUCAACGAAGUAGAAGGUCUGAAGAUUAAGAAAGAAGGAAAUUGGAUUACCGUUAUGCCCCUUCCAAAUGCCUUCAUCGUUAACAUUGGCGACAUCUUGGAGAUGGUAACAAAUGGGAAAUACAAAAGCAUAGAGCAUUGUGCAACAGUGAACUCAAAGAGUGAAAGGCUGUCCAUAGCAACUUUCUACACUCCUAGUUUGGAGAAGGAAAUAAGGCCAACACCAUCCCUCAUCACACCACAUUCUCCUCCCUUGUUUCGAACUUUGACAUAUCAAGAGUAUGUGAAGGGCCUUUUCUCUCGAACACUCGACGGAAAAACUUAUCUCGACGCUAUGCGAAUUCACCCUCCUUCAACCAAAUCGAAAUCAAAUCUCAUCACCAUCUUCAUACAGAAAUUCAGGAAUCAAUCAAUCAGAAAAAUAAGGAACACAUGCAUGGCGGAGGAGAAGAAGAUCGACACGUUAAGGUUAGGAAGUUCCAUUCUAGUUCCUUCUGUUCAAGAGUUACCCAAACACCCCAUCACCGAAAUUCCACAUCGAUACACCCGCCCCGAUCUCCUCCACCACUCCCCGAUCACCUCCGCUUCCCAAAUCCCCGUGAUCGACAUGUCCAACUUCCGCUCCGAUCAUACAAUGGACUCCGAAUUGUCUCGCCUUCACUCCGCCUGCAAAAACUGGGGAUUCUUUUAGUUGGUGAAGCAUGGAGUGAGCGAUUCGUUGAUGGAGAUAAUGAAAAUGGAAAUGCAGAAAUUGUUCCAACUUCCGAUUGAAGAGAAGGAAAAGCUAUGGCAGAUAGAAGGAGAUGUAGAAGGAUUUGGACAAGCUUUCGUUAGAAGUAAAGAACAGAUAUUGGAUUGGUGCGAUAUUUUCUUCAUCGCUACAUCGCCUUUACAUUUCAGGAAACCCCGGUUAUUUCAAAAUCUUCCUCUCUCUUUGAGAGAGACAUUGGAGGAGUACUCGGCGGCGGUGAAGGAUGUGACGGCGGCGAUAUUUGGUGGAGUUGAGAAAGCGUUGGGGAUAAAAGAGGGAGAGUUGAGUGAGUUGUUCAAGGAGGGCAAUCAAUCGAUGAGAAUGAACUAUUACCCACCCUGCCCGGAGCCAGAGAAGGUGAUCGGACUGACGCCUCAUUCCGACCCCGUUGGACUCACGAUUCUGCUCCAAAUCAACGAAGUAGAAGGUCUGAAGAUUAAGAAAGACGGGAAUUCGAUUACCGUUAUACCCCUCCCAAGCUUCAUAGUUAACAUUGGCGACAUGUUGGAGGUAAUUUUACCACCCUCCCUUUCAUGCAGCCCUCUUUUCUAACCUAAUAAUAUAAUA
Messenger RNA from Cucumis sativus (cucumber), 2153 nucleotides. Its product is annotated as protein SRG1. NCBI's taxonomy places the organism in Eukaryota, Viridiplantae, Streptophyta, Magnoliopsida, Cucurbitales, Cucurbitaceae. The record is from RefSeq and is a predicted model, not a curated record.